Molecule: messenger RNA, 435 nt
Organism: Haemonchus placei
Lineage: Eukaryota; Metazoa; Nematoda; Chromadorea; Rhabditida; Trichostrongylidae
Source: the annotation of a GenBank genome assembly
UUAAGCACAUUUGAAAGCAAAUAAGUGAAAAAUCGGCGAAACCACAUCCCAUGCCACUGUCGGUCUGGGCGCUACCCAGACAUUUAGCUGCCUCAUCCUCCCCCUGCCAUUGGCGGACACGACAUACCGCUUGAACGAGGUAAACCACCUAUGUUGCGACGGAAUCCUCCGUUUCUUCCAGGCCCUCCAGGUCCACCGCUACCAGGCCAUCGACCACCUCCACCUCCAUUCGAUCUUCGAAGAUGAUCUCUGCUCGCUUUAUCAUCUGCUCCACUGCCUAGCCCGAAUAAGGACUUGAAGAAGAGUAUAAUAAACGAGAAGAAUGAUAGAAUGUACGAGAAGAUGGAACUUCGAUUCUCGCAUACAUUUCCACCUAAAGAGAACAAAAGGUUAGUUAGUGAGUUAAGACACACUUCCGCAGAAAUGUAUGAAUAA